This is a messenger RNA of Pseudomyrmex gracilis, 3948 nucleotides long. It is a transcript of the gene jef, whose product is annotated as major facilitator superfamily domain-containing protein 6. NCBI's taxonomy places the organism in Eukaryota, Metazoa, Arthropoda, Insecta, Hymenoptera, Formicidae. Bases 1020 to 3815 code for a protein of 931 amino acids. The transcript is spliced from 11 exons. Gene Ontology annotation, cellular component: membrane. The record is from RefSeq and is a predicted model, not a curated record.
UUUAUGUAUAAAAGAUAAAAUCUACGAUAUUUUUUUUCAUAAGUUUCGUUUUUGGCGAUUUGUCUCGCGGAGAACAGUUGAUUUUUGACACUUCUGCGCAAUUGAGUGACAGAUUCAGAUAGCUAUCGUGUUAUCAUUCCGUUUCUCGAAGGGAAAACGAUAAUAACAGUGAGACAAUGUGAAAUUGGAAGAAAUGCAAAAAUAGUAUCCACACCGAAAAGAAUAGCCAGUCGAUAUGGCAUUGAGAUCACGUCGGUAGGAGAGAGAGAGAGAGAGAGAGUAGAUGGGUGGUUUUCCAGAGCUACGUAUACACACAAGAGUCAACACAAAUCGCGUUACACAACUAAAAUGUUGCGUUCGAUCGUGUCACCGUUUGUUUUAUCAUUAAUCGUUAUAUACCAUAUUCACCGCGCGUGACAUACCGGAACAUCGUUUGUGAUAAAAGUUACGUAAAAUAAUUUAUCUGCGCUCUCUCUCUCCGACGAUAAAAUUAAAAAAAAAAACAAACAAGUUAAAUAAUUAUCGUUUCAGUUCACAAGUCGACACUGCGUCGACAAAGUGUGACGACUGUGUGUUUCCGUUGCUGAAAAGCAACCCUAUGUAUGUAACGGUAAGACGACACACACAAAAGUCACGCCGGCGCGGUAGCGCGUUUAUCGAUUUUGGAAGCAAAGCUACCCUUAUAGAGUCCCGACACAUCGAUUUGACGCGAAAGCGCCGAAGGAAACAUAUAACCGGUUUUGGACACUCGGUUUUCAGCAUCGGAAAAAUUUAGUUUUCUUUAUGCGGGAAACAACGAAAAAAAGAAGAACGGUGGUUCUCGAAGGGUGUGAAGAUAAUUAAUUAUUACACACAUAUUCGCGCAAAAGCCGCGUCUCUUUUCGCGAGCGCGGAAACGUGUUUUUGAAAUCAUAAGAAAAAAAUACACCCCUUGCCUUGACGUCUUGCUCCGCGUCGCGAGACGCAUUCUCAAAAUCUUCGCGCUGCCACCAGAAAGGAAGUGAUAUCAAGGAAAAAUCAUGCAGAACUACGGACACGAGGAUUACGAUUACGGGGCGUCGAGCGAUCCCUCGCAACCGGGUCGAGUUCUGCCGCAGGUUCCGAAUGCCAGGCCGAUGGUGGACCCGCAGGCCGAGGGUGAGGUCGAUCCCAACUUGUAUCCCCAACCGAAGGAAGCCACCAACAAGAUUCGCGGCAAGAGCGACAUCCUCGAGUAUCUCUUUGGUUCCGUCGAUCAGGAGCUUCUCACCGUGAAAACGUUCUACUUCUUCUUCUACUCGGCCUUUGGUUCUCUGUUUCCGCUCAUGGGGGUCUACUUCAAGCAGAUGGGCAUGAACGCCGGACAGUGCGGUCUUCUCAUCGGUCUCAGGCCGUUCAUCGAAUUCUUGAGCGCUCCGUUUUGGGGUUCCCUGGCUGACAGAUGGCAAAAAGGCAAGAUAAUUCUAUUAGCUUCACUUUCCUGCUGGAUUCUCUUCACUCUGCCGUUGGGUUUCAUUCAGCCACCGCCGACUUCUUGCAUGGUCAAAUCGAACAACAAUACCGCUUAUUAUCUGGAAGCGUCGAACCGAGAACAAAGAAUUGUGAAAAGAUCAACGGACUUGGACGAGUUGUAUUAUCGCGAGAAUAAGGACGAGUAUUUAGAAGUCGCGUCCAAUGUCGUGUUCGAGAGAUUGCGACGAAAUACGGACAACAAUGAAUUAACGGAAUCGACGAAGAAACCGAGUUUGUUGCGAGAAAACGAAACGGGAAAAAAAGUGGACGCUGGAGAUCUCGACAACGACAAAUUGAGAAAGAACAGAGUCAAGAAACAAACACCCGUUCUGGAAAAAGAGAGCGACAACCGCGAUGACACGUCGGUGUCGGAAGAAAAUGUCAACGAUCCGUACGCCAAGACGAUGGUCGAUUUGGAAACGUUGCGAGAGAAAAAUCGUCCGGCCGAUCUUUUAGAGUAUAAACAUUUCCUAAAGAACGAACCGAUGAAAGACGGAACGGUACCGAAGAAGGCUCAUACUCGUACGAAAACCCGCGUUAAACCGCCGCCGGCAAAAGUGAUGGUAAAACGAGAAGUUGACGUUCCGUUCGAAACCUGGAAGAUCGAGAACAGCGAGGAGGAACACGGUAGAAACGUAAACGCGCCGUUGUUUAGAAAUCGCAGAAGCGUGAGAAUGUAUCACGUCGGGAGUCAACUGUCUCCAUUAUCGGUCACUUACGCCGCGAACUAUAACGAAGAACACAAUAAAGGUUGGGUGAAACCGCUCUUCAGUUCCAUCGUUUACAGAUUACCAGAUAUUCAAAAGACGUUCUUCCUCCUGCUGUUGUUGGUAAUUGUCGGUGAAUUUUUCUCGGCACCCGCUAUAACUUUAGCCGACUCGGCUGUUAUCACUCUGCUCGGCGAGGACGCUGAUAGAUACGGCCAUCAACGCAUGUUCGGGAGUCUCGGAUGGGGUUUGGCCAUGUUUUUCGUUGGAAUCGCUCUUGAUCACAGCACCGCGUUCUCGGAUCAUCCUUGCAAACCUGACGACAGGGAAAAGAAUUACACGAUUUGUUUCGCGAUAUUCAGUGUACUAAUGGGCGCCGCACUGAUAACAGCAACGCAAAUUACUUUCAAGUAUGACUUCGCGCCCGCCGAGCCGGAAGUUGAGAAGCCUCCCGCCGAGCCAACGCGGGAGGAACAACUUCAAAGUCAAUUAUCUCAACAGCUUAAUCUGCCUGGUCUUCAGGAUUCGUCCGCCGCCGUGGAUCUUAAACCUCAACCUCCCGAAGGGAAGACCAAAAUGUUUGCUCAAACGAUAAAAGAAAUACCGGAAUGGGUGACGGUGUUGAAACAGUUUAAAAAUCUGAAGUGCGCCUCGUUUCUCUUCGUCGCGUGGUGGAUGGGAUUCGGCAUCGGACUGAUCUUCACUUUCCUCUUCUGGCAUCUGCAGGAUUACGGCGGCUCGCCGACGCUUUUCGGCGUCGCGUCCGUGAUCAAUCACAUUUCCGAGAUCUUCGCGUAUUUCUUCAGUUUCAAAUUGAUCCGACAGAUCGGACACGUUAAGGUGUUGUGCAUGGGUCUGGGCGGAAAUGUGCUGCGCUUUCUUUACAUAUCUUGGCUAAAAAACCCAUGGUGGGUACUGCCCUUCGAAUUCAUUCAAGGCAUCACGCACGCGGCCGUAUGGGCUGCGUGCUGCAGCUACAUCGCUCACAACACACCCGCGCAGUUGCGCUCGAGCGCGCAGGGUGUUCUUCAGGGACUUCAUCACGGACUCGGAAGAGGUUGCGGAGCGGUGAUCGGUGGCAUGUUCGUUGCGGCUUACGGUACGACCGCGACUUUUCGCGUGUACGGUUACAUUUGCAUCGUCGUCUUAGGAGUUUUCGUCUUCAUCAAUUUCUACAGAAAAGAUACCGGUUUCGUGUCCGAAUUACCGCUGGCGGAGGAUCCGCGUCAAGUGGCCGAAGCCACGCAUUUGGCGCCGCACGGCGUACCGAGCAACGCCAUACCGCGCGCUCUGAGUUCAACUCGUUUGCACGAGUUGGCCAAUCAGGAUUCCGGCUACGGUGCCACUUAUCAAACCGCUGGUGGAAAUCUGGCCGUACCUGGUGCUAACGGAGGUCCCGGCAAUCCAACAAAUCCAUUCUUAAACGGCGGCGGUGGAGGCGAGGGUGGAUAUAAUUACGGUAUGACUGGCAAGAGGGAAGACGAGUAUAUUCGUAGGAGCUUCCAGAUCUACAAUGAGGUGGUGGGUGGUGAACUUGAUGUCGUAAAACCGACUAUCCAACUGCAUGCCCAACAACCGUGCACCAAUCCCUUUCAUCAGCACGAUUACGACUGGUAACGAGAUUCAAUCUGUCGAUAUAUAAAAAGUUUGUUACUUACAAUCGACACAGUAGAGAAUGCGGAGAGAAGAUGAGAAGGAGAAGAAAGAAACACACACAUUUACUAAAAACAUACCUAUAGUAACGUAAAUA